This is a messenger RNA of Biomphalaria glabrata, 2945 nucleotides long. RefSeq names its product nmrA-like family domain-containing protein 1. The transcript has 5 exons. Bases 110 to 1018 code for a protein of 302 amino acids. Lineage: Eukaryota; Metazoa; Mollusca; Gastropoda; Planorbidae. The record is from RefSeq and is a predicted model, not a curated record.
CUUGAAAAAGCUCCUUUCAAGUACAAGUCUAUAUUUCUGCCCAAGUCUUUUAAAAUUAGCCAUUGCGGCAUUUCAUUCAACAUAAGAAGAACAGUUUUCCUUUGAUAGAAUGUCUAAAAAAAUAGUUGUUGUUUUUGGCAUUAACCAUAUUGUUGGUAAUUUGGUAGCGAAAUCAAUUUUAAAUAGUAAUCAAUACAUAGUUCGUGGUGUGUCAACAUCAUCUGAAAGUAUGAAUAUUGAUUUUAUUGAAGGGAUUGAGACAUAUAACAUGAGUUCUAUGAAAGACAAGUCUAUCAAUGAAGUACUUCAAGAUGCCAGCUUUUGCUUUAUAUAUACUUUGACUAAUUUUGAUGACCCAAACUGCAUUGAUACUGAAAUAUCACUGGGAUGCCAAAUAGCAGACUACUGCAAAAGCUCUAAUGUGCAGCAUGUUGUAUUUUGUUCACAACUUCAUUCGAAUAACAUCUGCUCACUCAUGGCAAGACAUUUAGUUGCUAAGGCUGAGAUUGAAAAGUACAUGCGUGACAUCGGCCUUCCUUUGACAUGUUUGAUACUUCCAGUUUUCUAUCAGGACAUCUGCGAGACAUUCAAGCCAACUAGAUGGGAUAAAUCUGUCUAUUAUAUAGAAAUUCCAAUGGGAAAAACCCCUUUGGAUUUGAUCAGUAGAGAUGAUAUUGGUCCUAUUGUCGUUAAAGUCAUGCAACAUUCUCAAGAAUAUCUCAGUAAGUCGCUAAGUGUGUGCGGUGAUAAACUAUGUGUUCAAGAGAUUGCUACAGUGCUUUCUAAAUGGCUUCAUCCAACUAUUUUUAAAGAUAAACAGAUUUCGCCAUUUGAAUUUCAACAAAAAAGAUGCACAGAAUUGAAGGGAAGUAAUGAUUAUGCAGCCAUGUUUCAAUUUUUUCAACGAGUGGAUCAACGAUACAAUUUGUUAAACAGCAAAAAACUUAACCCAGAAGUAAUCUCUUUUAAUGAUUGGGUGAUGGUCAACGUUGAGAAAAUCAAGGACCUACUAAAAUAAAUAUUUUGUUUUUACUUUAUUACUACCAUUUUUUUCUUUCGACAUAUAUUAAUACUUAUAAAACACACACACACAAGAAAAGAAUACAAUAUAAUAUGCAUAUCUAUUUUUUUGGGAGGAUAAGAUUAGAUUUCAAUGUUUCAAACACUUUGGGAAAAAACUUCAGCACCAAAACGUUUCUUUAUCUCAGCAGAGUUUUUAUCGUCCAUAAAUAAACACUAGGUGCUAUUUCUUUGUAAAUUUAUGUUUGCCCAUACAUAGGCCCUAUAUAUCAUUUUUAACAUGGUGUAACGGGAUACUGUGUUGCUCCCAGUCUUAGACAGAUGGGAUUAAUGAUUGACAUUCGAUUUCAUUAUGAUGAAGGUGUUAGAAAAGAGGGGAAAACUUCUUGCAAUAGGCCUACUAGGAAAACGUUCCCACGUGUUUUUAAAAUGGCAAUGCAAUGAUUUGUCGAUAGGCCUACGUAUACUGUAUAAACCGUUUCUGUUUGUUUUUUUAAAUAAUAAUGCAAUGAUCCGUCGAUUUGUAUGGUAAUACAUUGAAAUGUACAUUUUAUAAGCUUUUUUUUUUAAAUUCCUUAAUAGUUAGAGCUAACGCACCUGAGUGUCCAGCGGUCUAAGGCGCGACCUGGGUAUUCCUUUAUGUUCGAAUUAUGUUCUAAUCAUUCAAGUCACCGCGACGGCUCACCUUCUUCAUGUGAAACGAAAAGACCUUUGUUUUUUAUAACUAGGUCAGAUUUCUCUCUCCAACUCUAACUUUCUUAGACGCUUCCUAUUCCUAAUCCUUGAAAUGAACAUAAUCUAUAAUGGCGAUGUGUUCUAUUCCGAAGAUUAUGGAAGAGUGUAAUGUUUCACGUAACUACACAUACUGAGAUCUGCAUAUUUUUCCAAAUCUAACGCAGACAAAGCCGUUGUUCACCGGGAGCCAAUGAAGUUUUUUUUUUUUUUACGUCUUCUGCGCCCGUCUUUACUCUUAAUAGGUGGCGAAGAAAAACUCUGUUGGACAGUUGUCCAUUUCUGACUUAUCGUUGGAAACUGUGUUGCCCAGGUACGACAACAUUAAGAGAGAGAGGCCAUUCACAUUGAACUAUAGAGGAGCUGGGUUGGUAUGUAUAACAUCAAUGAAAGAUAAAAUGGAGAUAAAUAUUUAUACAGAUGAUAACAUAAAUGUCCCAAAACCGAAGAAACAAAAAUGAUUUUUGAAAAUAAAUGUUGGCCUAGCAACAUUUUACAAGUUUAAUCCUUUUUAAAUUUGAAUAUUUUUCAAAGAAUAUCGAUUUGAUUACAAUAAAACGUUGAUAUUCGAGCAACUAUAUUCUAUGCACUUUUUCUAUCUUGGUUGAAAAAUAAAAUGAAUAAUCAGUGACUAUGUCAUUAAAGUAUAAAAUAUAGGCCUGUAUGUCACAUUCGACUUAAAUGUCUAAAAUGUCUAUGAAUGAGAUGAUCACUAGCCGCGAAAGAGACUCAAGGAUGCCAUAAAACUAACAAAUAUAAUUCUAUCACUAGACCACACACACAACUAGGCUUUUGGUUAGACUAGAAGAUUCUCCCAAUGGCUGAUGUACCUAACCAACACACUAGAAGAUUACACAACAAUGCUUUUGGUCAGACCAGUGGGAUCUAUACUUGACCUUGCACCUAUCGAUUAAUAUGGUUAGUAAGUCAUUCUUUGCAUGCUCUGUAGUUACAUAUUUUCAAAUCAGAAUGUUUUUUGGUGCAGCCCCCUCCCUUUUUUUUUUUUUGGUGCUGUGGUCGUUUUGACAACUGACAUAUAGGCGAUAAAUGUUUUUGAAACAUAAAUGCUAAUUUCUUUAUGUCUUUAAUAUCAAUGACAAAUUUUGACAAUUAUCUUUGUUUUGUAUGCGUGUUUGUAAGCAAAUGUAUUUUUUAUGUGAAAAACAAUAGAGUUACGGUAUUUUUGUUCUUUA